AGCUCCCUCUACCAGCAAGUUACACAAUAACAGUCACAUGUAGCAGGGCAGGUAUACUACCUUUAUAUCUCAGGCAUUCUCAACACACCUUCUUCACAGAAAGACUGUGAUUUACAGCAGACACAUUGCCGUACAGCCAUGGAAAGUUGCAAUGCUUUCUAUGAAACUGGAAUUGGUGUGUUUGACAACCAAGCAGGACAGUUCAACCAAAUGCCUUCAUGUCUAUACAGCAUACCUUGCUCUGGUCAGCAGAAUUGGGAGAUGACACUGGUACACACCAGAGACAAUGACAAAGUAACAGAUUGUUUAUAUGAUCCGUGUUCUGUUCCAUUCUAUAACAGUGCACAGUCUGAGAUUUCUCACUUUCUUCCUGUCACUCAAACCUCAGCAACUGUUGAAGAGGACUCUGAAAGUUGUCAUUAUCCUUGGAUGAAAUCAACUAAAUUCCAUCCCAGUAACAUCAGUGUGAACUGGGAAGGUGAGUAACUCUUUGCUUUAUGCGUUUUUAUUAAUGCUAUUGCAUGGUGGUAAAAAAUAUCCUGAUUUUUAUUGCUCAAUCACUCAUCUGAGAGUUUAGAAAUUUUUUUUUAAAAGUUUUUAGUUCAAUUUUACACUUUUUUGAUGACAAACUUCUAGGCUGGGAUAUCCAGUGUGUUGAUGUUCUACACUAUGUAAAUUCUGGACCUUGCAUUUUUCUAUAAAUCACAAUUAUACAAGAAAAUGUAAAUUACAUUCUUUUGAAAACGUUUCCCCACUACAUUGAUCCAUUUAAGUAUUUGCUAUAAUUAAAUAAAUACAUAUGGUAAAUAGAGAUGGAUAAAACGUGUUACACAGUUUUUGUGUAAUCUAAAUUCAGAGAAACAAGACAAUGUUUUUAAAGUGUAUCUAAUUUGUCUUUUUAUUUUAUAUUCUUUUUUUUUUUUUUAAGUGCACAUCUUAACAAACAGAAUACAUAGACGAUUCCUCAUGAGCAUACUCAACAAACAUAAGGUGGAAACAUAGUACGAAAUGUUAUGAAAUACUGCACUUUUUAUAUUUAUGGAAACAAAACAAUAGCUAACAGGUAUAGCUGGCAUGUCUAGAUGUUUCUAGCUGGGAAGACAUCUUGUCAGAGGGGAAAUGCUGGAUAUUAUGAGUGAUAGACAUUUAUAUUCUUAGGCAAGCUAUCUCUAGACAUGAUGAUAAAAGCUGACGAGUAGUGCUGGUUAUGAUUAAGGAAACAAGCUAGGCGACAACAGUAGUACUGACUAUGCCAGGCUUUGAAAAGUGGGGUGAGUUAUUCUAUAUUCAGGCCAGUCAUGCAAUAGUAUUUCUACUGGUACUGAACCUAAAGCUCAAGAAAGUCGCGCAUAUCACUUACAUAAAAACAUAUUGAAAAAUCAUUGAGCAAAAUAAACAGCGUAAAACAAAAUGGAAUCCGGGAACCUCUUAAAGACUCAGUCACUGAUAGCAGGCCUGCAUUCAGUAUAGACUAAAGCAUUAGCCAACUCCCUUGGUUGGCAUUCGUGGUCGAUUUUGCAGCAGUCCACAGGUCCAAACAACAAGCGACGAUAUUCAAAUGCUUUCCCUACAACCUGCUGUGCUCGCGGGCUUAUAAAGGGAGAUGGAUUUCAGAGACGUUCUGCUUGGUUUGGAAGUCCCUGAGUGAGGAAAGGGAAUCAGCCGAUGUCCCUUUGUGAGGCAGGGUUUCCAAGUGCCGCAGAUGGGUACCGUUUCCAGGCGCACUGGAGAGACAGCCUGUCAGGGCUGUGUAGUGGAUAGGAUCAUGCGUACUCCAGUAGAGGCCCUUGUUCUGCUGGGGGGGUCAGUGCAUGACAGGUGUUGAUUCCGGCGCUUCUCGCCAGCAUGGUGCGUUGGCCAUCUCCUCUGCCGGGCGCAAAUGCGGCGUGUGUGUCGAGGGUUCCCACCUCCUCCCCUGCAGCUCCUUGAGGGUACAGGAGGGCUUCUUUGCGGUUCAACUUCUUGGGCCCCCCUUGGUAACUCCAGAGGGGGAUGAGCAGGUGUGUGGGUGCUCCUUUUGGUGGGACCAGCUUCUAUGAACCUUUGGGCAUGGUCUGCUCGUUGCCUCAGUCGUUCCCAGAAAGCUUCACAGAUUGUGUCAAAUGCUUCCAAGAGGCAUAGGUUAGGCCUUGUAUGUUUCUCAAGGUCAUGUUCCUUUGCCAUUUUGAGAGCCGUAGAUGGGGCCCGUGGGUUUUGGUGGGGUGAACUCAGAUCAGUCCCAGAUGCAGGUAAGUGGCUGAGGUUGCUGGGAUAUCCCUUACUGACGGGGGAAGAAGACAGGGCUGCCCUCCGUGGGUCCGACUGGAGUGUGGGCUGAGGGAUCGGCCAUCUCUCCACUAGUCCCGCACAGCCUGGCCGCUACUAGGCCGCAGUGUUGCUUCUGCGGGUUGUCCAGCCGUGUUGGCUGUCAGAGGCGUUAUCGUUGAAGUUCUGGGUGAGCUGGGAGUCAGCAGGGAUGUAGUAGUCCAAGUUUGAGGUGCUUGAGCUGUCAACAAGGUUAGUAUGUACAGGAUUUCUCCCAGAGCUCAUGCGAUGUGCAACCGUUCGCCAUGCUGGGCAAGCCCUGCCCCCCAAACAAGACAAUUUUUAUUUGUAUUUGUACUGCACUCUGGAUAGUUUAAAAGUUGCAAGAGCAACAGAGAAAAAAACAUGACCAUUUUAUCUUAAAGAGCUACAAAGAACCUAAAAUGCACUUGUUUAGAUUGGUGGUUCCCAUCAUUUUCUGGUUUUCUCCACUUUUCCACUUCUAUGAGAGACAAAUUUCCAAGUGACAUCAUUUUGAGAAAGGUUUCUAUUUUUUUCCAUUUUAUCUUCAACAGCAGUUUAUAAAUGUCACAUCUACUUUGAGACCUUAUGACUACUAAUAACCAAUCUGCUGAGUGCCUUCAGCCUGUUACAGUCACGAAGUCAAUAUGUUCGUGGCACACUUUGAGGUGGCUUGAGAUACAGAAAAAAAUCUAAAUAACGCCACUGCAGUGCUCGAAGUCCACAGGAGGUUUAAUAGGCACAAAACAAAAGGUAACAAACAAGGGGAAAUGUCACACUAAACACCUAAGGCGUUUCAGACCCACAGGUCUAAGGACAGUCUAAAGACCUGUAGGUCCGGAACGUUUUAGGUGUUUGGUGUGACCUUUCUCCCUGUUUGUUACCUUUCGUUUUGUGAAUAUUUUUUGAGAUUUUGAGAGCUGGCAGUGGCCUCAUUUCUAUUUUUUUUUUUCUUCACAGGAUUUGGAGUUCCUAUGCUGGACAACCUGUCUUCCAUUUGGGAAAGUGGGAGUUUUGUGUUCCCAUUACCUUUAUGGUUUUUCAUUUAUGCUCAGCUACUUAUGUUAGUGGCAUUUUGGAUGCUUCCAAGUUUUUUCAAAAUGUGCCACAGCACUCUGCAUGAAAACCACUGGUUCUAAUCAUUGUACUGCAAUUUUACACCUUGCGUUUAUGACCUUUAUUGCAGUUAUAUACGUAGGUCCCUAAUUUAUUUUUUAUAGCAAUGGAAGAAACCUUCAUAACAAACCUCUUUUUCCGUCUUUGUUUAUCUCUCCCUUCUGUAUAUACAUUGUAACAUAUAUUUAAAGGGACCCUCAGCUGAUGCUCUAGGCCCAUCAGUGGCGCCCCUGCCUGGCGGCUCCCUGCGCUUCCUGAAACUGAGAUUUAGAAGCUGUAUGCCCUCUGGGGAAUCUGCAGAUCAGUGCUAGAGACAAUUUUGGGUUAAACCAUUCAAGAACUGUUUAACCCCUUAACGUAGGAUUGUACCUGGACCAAUGACACUAAAAACAACUUAAUUUAAAUGAAGUUGUUAUGGUGACUGUAGUGUCCCUUUAAGCAUACUGUUAAGAGUCAAACUUAAAUAUUUAUUGUGUAACAUGAGCUAUGCCCUUUUCAUUUACAUACACAAGAGGAAGAACAAUGAAUAGGGGAGUGGAAAAAUUCAUAGGCAUGAUGCCUGUAUCUGUAGAAAACAUGGGAAAACUGUAAAAUAGGAAGGCAGGAGACUGAAAUAUGCUAAGAACCACUAAUUAUGUGACAAGAAAUAGGGAAAAGAAGUGGAAUUAUCCUGCAUAAUGAUAUGUUUUCCUGAAGAUAUUGGUUUUGAUAGACUUCUGAGUCUGAGGUCUAGAGGUUGGGGAAAAAUCUAUUAGGAAAGGCUAGUGUAUAUUUAAAGGAAUGAUGUGGUCCUUGAGAUAUACCAUCAAUGGAGAAACUGCAGUUGGAGGCAGUGUUAUGCUGUGCGCAAUGUUCAGCAAGACCUUGGGUCCUGGCAUUCAUGUGGAUAUUACUUUGACUUGUACCACCUACCUAGAGAGUGUUGUAGACCACAAAUACCCCUUCAUGACAAUGGUGUUCCAUGAUGGCAAUGGCUAUUCAGCAGGAUAAUGCACCCUGCCACAGUGCAAAUUGUUCAGGAAUGGUUUGAGGAAUACAAGAGCGUAUAGACGAUGAAUGUCGUUCCUGCAAUCAUUCAGUAUUGAACUCCAGAAGUUCUUAUAGUGGCUAUCCAAAUGACAACUGCAAGAGGUGGGCUUAGGCAGAAGCGAUUACAAUGCUCAACCAUGAGGGACAGGCUCUUUGCCCCAGCCAGAACCUCUAUAUGAAGCUGUAUUGGUUUUUGUGCCUAUAUUGUCCCUUCACCAGGAACAGAUAGCUCAUGACCCUAAUCAUGAGAACAAAAGGGGGAAGGGCCACUGAGCAGGUCCCUUCUUAAUGAUAUGGGAUAUGGAAUCUGAUGCCCUUGCUAAUUUCAGACACCCCUGAGAAACUAAAGAGGUUUCUCAAGGGAUAAUAUUAUGUAUCCCAGUUCCAAAAUCAGGUUGACAGGCAAUAAAAGGGACAGGCAUGUAUAGGUUCAUCUGUUUGGAUAAUUCCCCAUUGCACAGCCACACUUCUAUGUAAAAAACACAUUGCACAGACCAGGCAUUUUAAUAGAGGGUAUUGGGAAUCCUAUUACUUUAUUUUAACCUUUGUUCGUUUAUUUACACAGUUUGGGACUAAUUUAAAAUUAUUUUAGACUUCUGUGACUAACGAUUUCUGAGUUAAAGGACCACUAUAGUGCCAGGAAAACAUACUCGUCCCACUGCCGCCGGGCUGGAUGGAGAGGAAGGGGUUAAACACUUACCUUUCUCCAGCGCCGAGCUCCCUUGGCGCUGGAGACUCUCCUCCUCCUUUCCCCGUCAUCGGCUGAAUGCGCAUGCGCAGCAGGAGCCGUGCGCGCAUUCAGCCAGUCUCAUAGGAAAGCAUUCUCAAUGCUUUCCUAUUGACGUUGGCGUCUUCUCACUGUGAAAAUCACAGUGAGAAGCGCGGAAGCGCCUUUAGCGGCUGUCAAUGAGACAGCCACUAGAGGCUGGAUUAACCCUAUGUUAACAUAGCAGUUUCUCUGAAACUGCUAUGUUUACAGCAGAAAGGGUUAAUUCUAGAUGGACCUGGCACCCAGACCCCUUCAUUAAGCUGAAGUGGUCUGGGUGCCUAUAGUGGUCCUUUAACUGGCCUCAUAUUGAGGUUCUUUUUAAUAAUGUGUAGCCUUUUUAAAUAAACUAAUAGGGGCCCCACAUCAGAGGUCAUUUGUAUAUAUCCAAGUUGAAUCUGCAAAUGUGAAUGGAUAGUAGGUUUUGUGAAUUUGUUUAAGUUGUAUCUAAAUUAUUCCUUUUUAUUUUGAUUAAUUUUCAUAGAGCAGAUCUGACACAUUUUAUUAUUAUUGCAAAAAAAGUCACCGAUCACACUACUAAUUGUAAAGAAAAAAAAUAUAAAAAACAAUUAAAAAAAUAUAUUUAAAGCAGUACAAAGUCUUUGUUUAUGCAACAUUUCUUUAUGUGAUUUAAUCAUGUUUUAUGUCCUUUUAAUAUGCGUUGUGUAAGGCGACUACUUUCCUUUCAUGUGCCCCGAUUAUCACAUGUUUGUAAAAUAACGUUCUAGUCAAACACAGGGUUAUAUUGUUUAGUGUAACAUUUGGUUGGUUUCAUAUACGUAUCAAUCAGCAUGCAAUUCUAUUUUAAUUGUUGGUUUCUAGAAACUAUGUCAUAUGGCAGAAGUUAAAGCUCUUAUCUCCCCAGCCCCGUUCAGUAAAUGUUUUCAAAAGCUUAUUAUACUCACAAGGAAUAUCUACGUCUGAUAACGCAAAAUCAAUUUUAAACUGUUGGAAUGCUUUAAUCUGUAGCUUAAUAUAUUUCAGAUAACAGCCCAUUAUAUUCUCAUUUGAAAAGGGGAAAUAAUGGUAUAAGACCUAAGUGUGGGAAAUUGGUCUAAAUGAAACAAGUGGGAGUCAGGGAGGUUUACAAUGCAUUAGGGCAUUGUAGAGUAAAAACUUUGGUGGUCAAUGGCAGAAAUGGACAAAUACAGACUUCCAGCUGUUAGUGAACUGCAAGCUCCAUAAGACGUCCCCAAAAACACAGCAAGUGUCUGGCCGAGGUAUGGAGCCCAUUCAAUUUGAUAAUAGGGCUCCUGAGAAUGACAUUGAUGGUUUCAGCUGAGUUCUCGCCCCUUAUGACUGUGUAGUAUACCAAUCAUAUAUCUACAUCACUGCUUCGUUAUAAGACGGAUUCAUGCUAAACACUUGGUAAAAAUUUUUUAAUUAGAGCUGUGGCGCACAUGAUGGGGUUAAUGUAUAAAUGUCAAAUUUUUGUUUUUCUAAACUUGUGACAAAUAGAAAGAUUGGAGUUAUUUUAGAAUAUUCAGAUCAUGUAAUAUUCUCUAGGGGUUUCACUAAAUCAUCAAUUAUAUAUGAAAUAUGCUUAACCACUUCUGAAUUGAUCUGAAUUGGAGAACAUCCAAAUUCAUGCAAAAUAGUGUAAUAUUCUCCAAAAGUGCUCUAUCAUGGGACACACUAGCUACCAAAUUAUGUGGGACUGAAAUUCUUAGAAAUUAGUCCUGGAUUGUAAAAUUAAGUGAGCCAGUUUUCAGUACGUGCAUUCAGAUGCAAAAACAGUGAAAAUGACUAAAUAAUUAUUAAUUACAAGGAAGUCCAGGGGUAGCUUGGAUGUUAUAUGUGGCAAUGAGAGCAUUAAGAAAAAUGGGUGGGUUAGUGGCAAUGUAACCACUUGUAACCACUUUGGCCUGCAUGAUAGGUCAAUGUGGACAAUUUCCCAUCCGAUGUGUAGAGGGUGACAACCUUAGCAAACCCUCUAUCAACUAUGGAGACCUGAUCAGGCCCCCUAUCUGCUCAUUCAUAAAUUGUUUAUUAAUAUUUAUUACCAGGGUUCUAGUGCCUAUCAACCAGUAGGCAUCCUACUAUUUGAAGACCAUUUGUGGAAUGGGGUAUGAUUUUAAUUUAUGGAGUAGGUUGGCUAUCCAGUUAAAGUUACCAUAAAACAAGACUUCAUAAAAAAAUUACUUUGGAUUAUCCAUGCAAAAUCUAAGCUAUAUCUCCACCGAUGUGCUCUAACUAGAGGAAAACCUUCCAAAAACAGAUGUUAUGUUUUUUUAUAAGGUUUUAUUUUUAUCUUGUUAGGGAAGGCCAGUAAGAAGUAGAUGUAGAGAUAUUGAGAGACUAGGAGAGGGCAUUACUUUUUUAAUGUAGCUGGUAAGGUGUUUACCCCCAGUCCCUUGACCUUAUAAAAGUACUUAUCUAUGGGAGGUGGAAUAAGUGUCCACCAGAGCAGUCAUGUUUAUACUUAGCUGAGCUCUUUAAUUACUCUUUUAAAUACUAAUUCACAACUGCUUCUGAUCAUUGCCAAAAUAGUUACAAUUUCAAAAUAUAGGAGAACAUCUCUACUUGAAGCCUAAACUUAAAAUGGCUAAGGGAGCCAGACUAUAAAGGCAGUGUAGAGGACCUCAGCAGGCAGUAUAGAGGCCCUCUUAGUUUUAAGCCCAGAAACUGGAGCUUAGAUAGAGAAGUGUAAUAUUUCAACCACCAGAGGACCACUUAAGAAAAACACAAAACUUAAGCUCAACCACACUCAACACUAGGAUAUGAGAACUCUGCACUUUAACAGGCAGUUGGGAAUGACACAGUCGAAUUCCACCAUACUGUGGGAAAAUGCAUGUUUUGUUCCAUCACCUACAGACCUCUCAUUCUGACUCACUAUGAGGGUCAAUUUACUCAAUGACAAAGCCAAGAGAAAAAAAAAAUGGUAUUUGGCAGAAUCUAGUCCUACUGAAGAACACCCCCACAUUAUAAGGAUGUUACAUAUCUCUCUGCUUUGAACCAUGUAAGCCAAGAGCGUACUACAGGGUUAAAAGUUACCCUGAGCUUCUGGCCCCCUACCAAAAUUAUGCAUCUUCAAUAGGAAGGUACAUCAACACUAUGAACUAUCUCAUCUCAGGACCAGUGUAGACUUAUUCUGCAGUGGCAAGAAUCAGUUGGACCCUGGUCAAAAUAUCUAAUUCUUUACUCGUCAAAAAUGACAUUUCCCUUUUAAUGGUAACCUUUCCUAAAAUCUCAUUACAAUUAUGUUUGUUUUUUCUAUUACAGAACCUGUAAUGUGAUUUGUUUUAGAGAAACAUCCUUUGCAGAUGACUGAAACAAAAAUGGGUUGUUUAGGAAAGUACCCAGAGCUCCAUGGGUGGAAAUGUUUAAUUAAAAAUAUUUAUAGAAACCUCUAAGAAAAAACAUGAAUAAUUAGAAAAAAACAAUAAUACAAAUAAUAUUUAGCUUCUUUAAUUAUUUCCAUGGCAAAGUUCCCCAGAAUAUAUUUUGCCUUGUGGUUGAGAACAGUAACCUUGCUUUCUAUUGGUUAUAGUGAAACUGGGAUAUGCCAUCUGCAGUCCCAAGUCUGGUUAAAGUCAACAAAUCAUUGGCGAGGGGCUUUAGGUGCAGGGAGGAGCCUCUGAAAGCUCUUUCUGCCAUAACUUCUUCAGUAAGCUGUUGUGGUUAUAAUGGCUAAAUUGUCACUUUAAUACAUAAUAUUUGACUGUGUAGCUUACAGGGACUGUGUUUGCCUUCUCCAUCAGCCCUUAUGUUAAUCCAGACCUGUAAACUCCUUGUUCUGUAUAUGCCCCCUUCCUUAUAGAUAGAAAAAGUCACUACCUUGAGACUGUUAUCUGACAACCCGAGUUUCCUGUAAUAUACUGGAUACUCCUAUGGUGUCGCAUUUCUAUACAUUCAAAUACACCAUACCAACAAAAUAACAUAAGAGGAUUUUUUUUCACCAAGAUAUUUUGUUAAGUUAGUUCCAUGUUGUAGUGACCUGACUGGUUACCUCCGCUAAUUCCUUUCUUCAGGAACUCUGGAACCAUUAAAACAAACAAACAUCCAUUCCACCAGUAACCAGAUGAAACAUAGUCCUGGGAGUCAACUGAGGUUUAUUGGAACACACACGACUUUUAUGCCCAGUCCCCUACAUGGGGUUUACAACACAAGAAAACAGGGGUUUCAAUCCCAGGAUCCUCUGUGCCUGAGAGAUAUUUGCGUGAGAACAAGUCUCUAAUCUCAUUAUCUCUCAGGUACAGAAAAUCCAACAACAUAUACAGUACACCAAAAGUGCCCCCACCAUACUUAGGAACCCCACAGAAAGUACACUCCCCAAUAGCCCCGAUUGAGUGUACAACAUAUCCAAGAAUCAUUCGGAUCAGUUUGGUGAAAUGGCAAUGCCAUCAAGGUAAAGUUUUGACCGGCCAGACACGAGGCGAUAGCCCAAAACGGUUCCAGGAAAAAAGGUGCUAUGGCCGGUCUCCGUUCGUGAGGUUCCUGUGUAAACAUCAAGCAGGGGAAUCAUUUCAUUUAAGGAUAUGAAUGUUCAGUACUUCAUAUCUCUCGAACGUUGUUCGUGUAGGUGGUCUGGAAAAAGAAUGGGCAGCGGUUUAAGUUUUACCAGGGCUUGCAAAAGUGCCUAACUGAAAAGAGUUCUAGGCACUCAACGACCAGGUCCCGCUGCCCACGUUCGGGAGACAAGAUGGGCGCCAUUCGUUUGUCUGCCACGUGUUCGGCCAUCCAGGGAAGCAUUCAUUAAUUACUUCCCUUGUGGUUUCGCACUUAACCUCUUCCCGACCACGGACAUAUCAGGUACGUCCAACAAAAAAUGGUCCUUAAGGACCACGGACGUACCUGAUACAUCCGCGGCUGAUUAGAGCGCUGGAAGCGAUCAUGAUCGCUUCCAACCACUCUAACGGUAUUGCAGCGAUGUCUCUAUGUCGAGGCAUCGUGCGCUACCUCGAUGUGGAGGUAUCGUGUGAUACCCCCUUUCACUGCCGGGACGCCAGGUGAUCGCUCCCCCAGAGUGAUCACUUCCGGGUUGCCCCACGUUGCGCCUGGCAGUGAGGCAGAGCAUUGGAAGCCAUCAGGCAGGCUUCCGAUGCUCUGCCUGUGCUGAGUGCCUCGAGGGAUCGAAGCACUCAGUGAAGAUUUAAAUAAUAAUAAAAAAUAAUUUUUUUUUUUUUUUUAACCCUUUAACCUCUCUACCAUGUACUUACCAAUCGCCGAUGUUCCCACGCCAUGGUCUUGGGGGGACUGUCUGACAGCCCAGACAGUCCCCCCUCUGCAAAUUAAUACCCCCAAGGGCCAUGUGCCCAUGUGGUCACAUAGCUGCAAUAGGUGUCCAUAGUGCUGCCACCAGGGGGACUGCCUGAACUGACAGGCAGUCGCCCUGCUGGUGAAAAAAGUAAAAAAAAAGAAAAGGUUAACAAAAUAAAAAAGUUAAUAAAAAAAUUUCAAAAAUAUCUAUAUAUAAUAUGUAUAUAUAUAUACAGUGGGACCUCGGUUUACAAACGGCUCGGUUAUAAUUUUCGGUUUACAAAUGAAAAUCCAUUGAAAAUAAUGCCUCAGUUUACAAAGAUUUUUCGCAAUGCAAAGCAAGUUUCCCCAGGAAGCAUUGCACCUGGGAGGUUUAUAGCACCGCCCCUGCAUGCUAGAGCCUGUGGGUAGCACGUGGCGUCGAGUGUGGAGGUGUUGGAGUGGCUUUUGCAUCGAGUUUUGGAGCCAUUCUGGAAAUUGUUUGCAGUUGUUUUGGGACUUUUUGAUGCAUUUCUCAAGCUGGGGAAAGGUAGGGAGAAAGGUAGGGAGCUUCGCUUCGCUGUUUGCAUGCCUUUUACUGUGUGUUCUGCAUUGUGUGUUGGUUUCCAUGCCAGCUCAUUUUGACUUUUUUUUUUUUUACCUCUAGAACGUAUUAAUUGGUUUUCAAUGCAUUCCUAUGGGAAAACACGUUUCGGUUUACAAAUGUUUCGCAAUAAGAAAUGUCCCAGAGAACGCAUUACAUUCGUAAACCGAGGUCCCACUGUAUAUAUAUAUUUUAUAUAACGUCAUACUAAGUAUAUUUUUUAUUACUAUAUACAUAUAUUCAUAUAAAAAUACAUUUAGAGUAAAAUUACACACAUAUAUAUAUAUAUAUAUAUAUAUAUCUAUAUAUACACACACACACAAUAAAUAAUAAUAAAUAAAAAAUAAAUAAUAAUUAAUUAAAAAUAAAUAGAUUUAAAAAAUAAUUUAAAAAAAUUAUAUAUAUAUAUAUAUAUAUAUAUAUAUAUAUGUAAUUUUAUUCUAACGGUAUUUUGAUAUAUAUAUAUAUAUAUAUAUAUAUAUAUAUAUAUAAAAAUCUAAAUACUUAUAAUGAAUAUAUAUAUAUAUAUAUAUAUAUAUGUAUGUAUAAAUAAAUAAAUAAAUAAAUGAAAAUAAGAAAUACACAAAAGUCCAUAUACAUAAUUACAUAAAUAAUUUCAUAAAUAUACCAGUAGACUUCAAACAUAUAAAUAUUUAUAAAAUCUACGUGCAUAUUUAUGUAAUAUUUGUACAUAAUUAAGUAAUUUUAUUGAUAACAAUUUGGGGAAUCUGCCUGAUAACCCACACCGAAAGUCCAGAGAAUUUAAUUUGCUAGCACUAUAUUUUUCACACACAAACAGCACUUUCACUGAUGAUAUCAUUGUUGUAAUACUAAUGUUUGUGUUCAGUGAAGUCUCCCGAGUAUAACUGUACAGGUUUUAUAGUGUUUUUGAAAGUUACAGGGUCAAAUACAAGGUAGUUUUUUCACAUUGAAAUUUGUCAGAUUGGUUAUGCUGCCUUUGAGAGUGUAUGGUAGCCAAGGAAUGAGAAUUACCUCCAUGACAGCAUACCAUUUGCACAAGACAACCCAAGGUAUUGCAAAUGGGGUAUGUUCAGACUUUUUUAGUAGCCACUUAGUCACAAACACUGGCCAAAGUUAGCAUUUAUAAUGUUUUUUUUUUUUUUUUUUGCAUUUUUUUAACACAAAAACAAAUUUAAAUGCUAACUUUGGCCAGUGUUUGUGACUACUAAAAAAGACUGGACAUACCCCAUAUUGAAUACCAUGGGUUUUCUACCUUUCAAAAAUAUAUGGUUUGAUGGGGGUAAAUUACAUUGGCUGGCUUCAAAAAUGUCCCAAAUAGGACAUGGGUGCAUGAUGACCAACUGUGAAAAUUUCAAAUUUGAAAACUGGAAUGUGUACCCUCCAAAUAAGGUAUUUUAGCCCCAGAGAACCUGACACACUUAUACAUGGGUGGUAUCACUGUACUCAGGAGAUGUUGCUGAACACAUAUUGGAGUGUUCUUUGGCAGCACCGCUUAAAGUUCUCAGUACAUGUAUUCUUAAAUUGCUAUGUGUGUCAAAAAAAUCACCAAUUAUUAUAAUUGUUUUUAAAUUUUGCAUAGAUUGGUGGUAAAAUGGUUGUAUGAAAAAAGUAAAAAUACUUUAGGUUGUCUUCCUUUAAAAAAUAUAUACAUGUGAAGGGUUAUUCAGGGAUACCUGACAGAUAUCAGUGUUACAAUGUAACUUGCGUACAUUUUGAAAAAAAAAAUGGUUUGGAAAUAGCAAAGUGCUGCUUGUACUUAUAGCCCUACAACUUUCCAGAGAACAUGUUAACAUUGGGUAUUUCUAAACUCAGGACAAAAUGUAGAAACAAUUUAGCAUGGGUGUUUUUUGGCGGUUGUACAUGCGUACCAGAAUUUGGAGGUGAAAGUUUGAAAAAGUAUGUUUUUUUUUAAAUCAUAUUUUAUAUAUAAUAUAUGAUAUGAUGAAAAUAAUGGUAUCUUUAGAAUGACCAUUUUAUGGCGAGAAAAAUGGUAUAUAAUAUGUGUGGGUACAGUAAAUGAGUAAGAGGAAAGUUACAGCUAAACACAAACUCCGCAGAAAUGUAAAAACAGCCCUGGUCCCAAACAGUAAUAAAAUUGAAAAGCGGUCUGGUCACUAAGGGGUUAAAGGAGCACUAAAGGGUCAGGAACACAAACAUAUAUUUCUGACUCUAUAGUGUUAAAACCAACAUCGAGCCUCCCUUGCCCCCUCUUGCCUCAAUAAACAUAGUAAACUCUUACUUGUAGUCAAGCCUGAAGCUGCUGGCUCUGCACCUGUCUACCUCAGAAAUGCAAGCAGUAUGCUGACAUCAUCAGAAGUGUUGUUCUGAGCCAAUCACAAUGCUUCCCCAUAGGAUUGGCUGAGACUGUCAAGGAGGCAGAUCAGGGGCAGAGCCAACACAAGUCAAACACAGCCCUGACCAAUCAGCAUCUCUUCAUAGAGAUUAAUUGAAUCAAUGCACCUCUAUGAGGAAAGUUAAGUGUCUGCAUGCAGAGGGUGGAGAUACUGAUCUGUUGUGAUGCAAACUAGGCAAGACUGAGAUAGGAAGCAGCUCUAGUAGACAUCUAAGGAGUGGCAGUUAAGUUAUCACUAGGCUGUAAUAUAAACCCUGCAUUUUCUCUGAAAAGACAGUGUUUACAGCAAAAAGCCUGAAGGUAAUGAUUCUACUCACCAGGACAAAUACAAUAAGCUGUAGUUGUUCUGGUGACUACAGCGUCCCUUUAAGUUACUGGUGUAAACAUUCUAAUGGGGUACAGGGGUGGUCCCCAUUCAGGAGACAAAUGGACUUUGUUUAUAUGAAGUACUCCAGAAAGGAAAAAGGGUAAAACACACAAAAUACAGAGCACACAGAUGAAUGAGUAGUAGUUCUCCCACACAUGUUUUUACACAACAAGACUCAUUUAAUUUGGCCCCGGCCUUCCUGCUGACCAUCACAACACCCUUUCCGGUUUUCUCUGGGGGUAAACAACUUCUUCUCGACUCACUACGUAUUUUAUUUUCUUUGUUUUGGAUCAUUUUAGCUUAAACUGAACAUUUAUUUUGCUAAUAAAAGAUCAUUGAAUUUAACAAACAAAUGGGUAGCUUUAGUACAACUUCUUGCUAUUAUACAUCCAACUUAAACAGAAACAUGUUUACCACAAUUAAGUUUAGUGUGCAAUAGGCAUUUGUGAUGGACAGACUGUCAUUGGUUUCGAAUCUUACCAUGUCCUUCCUAUUCUUGACACCACCUCUCUAUUAUUCUCUUUGCACAGGUGAUCCUUUUAUUGAUACAGAACCAGAUGAUUCGAAAAGGAUACGUACAGCAUACACUAGAUCUCAACUACUGGAACUGGAGAAAGAGUUCCUAUUCAAUCGAUACAUUACCAGGCCCCGUAGAGUCGAACUUGCUGCCCUUUUGUGUUUGACAGAGAGACAUAUAAAGAUUUGGUUCCAGAACAGGAGGAUGAAGUGGAAGAAAGAAGAAGCCCAACGAUUAAGAAAAGAAAUGACAGCAUCAAGGCACAAGAAAGUUUGUUUAACACAACAGUGAAGUCUUAUACACCAUAUAUAUAUAUAUAUACAUAUAUAUUCAAAAGCUAAUUAUUUAUUUGUGUGUGGUAGUCCUUGCAUCAACUGUGCAGGAAUUCUGGUUCUUGCUUUCAAAUCUUUACAUAAUGUUGCUCCCACCUAUUUAUCCUCCCUAAUACAGAAAUAUGUCCCGUCUAGUCCCCUAGGCUCUGCCGAAGACCUGCGUCUAUUCUCUGUCCGUACUCCCACCUCUGAUGCUCGCCUUCAAGACUUCUCUAGGGCUGCACCGUUCCUGUGGAACUCCCUCCCCUUUUCGGUUAGAUGCUCACCCAGUCUCCACUACUUCAAAAAAUAAUUAAAAACUCACUUUUUCACAAAAACAUAUCAUCUAAACUGUUAUUGGCUCAAAAAAAAACCCAUUGAAUACUAUUCUAACAAUCUACUUCCCUAAUACUUGCCUUACCUUUUGUGUCACUUUACCCCACUCCCUCUAGCAUGAAGCUCAUUGAGCAGAGCCCUCAACCCAGGGCCGGCGCUUCCUGUAAGGUGACCUACGCAGCCGUCUAGGGCACCACAUAGGAGGGGGCACCCUGCGCUCUCAUUGCUGGCCCCUCUCAUGCUGCAGCCAUCUGAGCGCUCUAUAAAGAGCCUCAGGUGGCUACAGCACUGCCAAGGCCGGCACGUCCAUUAGGGCGCACCAGCCUGGGUGCACAAGUAUGAGGGAUCAUCAGGAGGGAAGCACUCCCUCCUGUCAAUCCCUCAGUGUAGCAUGGCCGAGCUCCUCUCUGGUCUGCGGUACAGGAACAUCCGUUUCCUGUACCUGGCCGGACAGAAGAGGAGCUCAACCAUGCUACACAGGGUAGG
Messenger RNA from Pelobates cultripes (western spadefoot toad), 15310 nucleotides. The record is from the annotation of a GenBank genome assembly. NCBI's taxonomy places the organism in Eukaryota, Metazoa, Chordata, Amphibia, Anura, Pelobatidae.